UAAAAACUGUCCACUCUUUAAGUUAAUAUGCAGAAGUGGCAAUUAUUAUAAUUACAGUAUGAAUGCAGAGAAGAACAUAUUAGUUUUUGCCAAUAUUUUGUAUGUACCGAAGACAUGGACGUUGUAAAGAAGCCAUACUACAAUCUUACCAGAUACAUUAUAAUUUUAAGUGGUUUAAGUCUACGUCAUCCAAAGUGGUUAAAUUUCUUGUUAAAGAUAUUUAAUUUUUUUACUAUAUUUUCUUUCAUAGGUUUUCAGAUUGCAGGAUUUAUAAAAGUAUUGGAUAAUAUUGACAUGGCAUUGCAGUGCGUUACACCAAUAUGUUUUUCUUUAAUGUCUGCCAUUCUUUACACAAAUAACAAUCUAAAAGUGAAACAAAUAAACGCUGUUUUUGGAAAAAUGCAAACUGACUGGGACACAUUAAUAAAAGAAAAUGAAAUGAUUAUUUUACACAAAUAUGGUAGAAAGUGCAGAACUUUCACUACCAUAUACAUUUUUGCUUUUUUUGCAAAUUGCUUUUUCUACUCUUUAUCACUUGGCAUUCCUAUCUUACUUAUAAUUAUGAGAAAUGAUGGUACACCUAAGCCGCUUAUGUUUUUCAUUGAGUGUGGCAUAAAUUUACAAAAAAACUAUGCUCUCGUGAUAAUUUAUAGUUAUAUAGCUGGUUACGUUUGUAGUUACACAAUUGCAAAUGGAGGUACAAUUCUUAUAACGUUUCUUGAGCAUGCUUGUGGAAUAUUUGAAAUUUUAGGACAUAAAUUGAGUACUGCCAUAAAAGAAUAUCCUGACUCUAUUAAUAAAGUUAGUAAUCGAAAGAAACUCCAUCAAGAAAUUAAACUUUGUGUGGCAUUGCACAGAAAACUUCUAUUAUUUAUCAAUGAUAUUCAGACUGUUUAUUCAACUCCCUUUCUUUUUUUCUUUGGGUUCAGUGCAAUUUUGUUAAGCGUUACGGGAAUUCAAUGUGUGAUGAGUUUAAAGCAUUCUGGGGAUACAAUAAGGUUUGGCUUUUACGUAAUGUUCCAAGUGUGUAAUAUUUUUUGUUUAACUCUACCAACUCAACAUUUACUGGAUAACAGCCUUAGUCUUUCAAGCUCCAUAUACAAUGCAGAUUGGUACCAUCUGACAACUGAAACAAAACAAUUGUUAAUCGUAAUAAUGAGAAAAGGAUCGGAACCAACUACAUUUGUUGUUGGCAAAAUAUUCACACUUUCAUUACAGUUUUUUACAAAGGUUCUCCAAACAUCAAUGUCAUAUUUCACUGUAUUGAUGUCUGUACGAGAGUAAAAAUAAACUUCAACUGUUGUUAUAAGAUACUACUCUGAAAGUUUUUUUUAUAUUUUUAAUAAUAUAGACAAACUGUUUAGAGCAGCACACAAAGUGAAAGUUAUUUAAUUACGUUAUUAUUGAUGAUGUUAUUUUUUAGCUUCAAUUUGUUAUUAAUUAUUUUGUGUAUUGGUUGUAAAAAAGUUUUAUAUCAACAUACAAUUGUUUAUUUAUUUUUCAAAAUAAAUAAAAUAAUUUCGUAGCCUUAAUCUGAAACUAUUUUAAAAUCGAUAAACAGAGUAAUUAAAUUGUUUUGAAGUAUUUCAUUGUUAAAAAAUUGUAGUAAAUAAUUAAAAGAAAAU
Molecule: messenger RNA, 1625 nt
Organism: Leptopilina boulardi
Lineage: Eukaryota; Metazoa; Arthropoda; Insecta; Hymenoptera; Figitidae
Product: odorant receptor Or2-like
Exons: 10
Coding region: 115-1284 (389 amino acids)
Biological process (GO): sensory perception of smell; detection of chemical stimulus involved in sensory perception of smell
Cellular component (GO): plasma membrane
Molecular function (GO): odorant binding; olfactory receptor activity
Source: RefSeq, a predicted model, not a curated record